AUGCUUGCGGGUCUAUUUUAUACGCGUACUGCACCUCAAAAAGUAGCAGAAAAGCCAAAGGUGAAUGACAAUUUUACUGUAGAGAAUCCAAAUGGAGGAAAUAAUAAAGGUAAUGUGCUCACGAGCUCUGAAUAUUCACGUCCUCGAAGUGGCAAUGAUUUUGUAGAAAAUACCUCUAAGUCUGUUCAACAACAACAACAACAACAACGAGAACAACAAAAACAACCUCAAAUGGGAAAGUUUAUUUCAUCGACAGAUGUUUUUGCUAUAGAAAAGGAAGAUUCAAGAUCAUCUUCAAUAAAAAAACAACGUAAACCAGAAUUGACUUUGGAUUUUGAGGUAUUGGUGGAUAAACUAAAGGCUAUCUUAUGCGGUUGGUUAGUUCGAAAACGUAUGAAAAGUAAUUUUGCUCUUGAUUUGGUAAAAAAGAUAAAGAGUUUAGAUUAUGGGAAUUCUGGUGAAAGUGACUUUCACAACUUAGAGAUGAAUUCGUCUUUUAGAAAAUCAUUUUACGUCGAUCAACUUUUAUCAUACCUUCAGAAUGGAAUAAAAACACUCAUAAAUGAUGACAUGAAGUAUAGAAUCAAGAAUAAAAAAUUUAAUUUAUCGUAUAAAGAAAGCCAUGAUGUCAAAAAGAAUUCUUCAACCUCACAAAAAAGCCAAGGAUUGGAUUUUGCCAUUUACUCAUCUGACGAAACUAAACAAAGAAAAGAGGAUCUUCUUUAUGCUCUAAAAGAAUCUACAGGUUUGAAGGAUUCUUCCAUCUUUUCUUUACUGGGAAAUAUUACUCCUAACUUUCUUGAGGAGAGAAGGUCCGUUUUUCUUCAAACAAUUUUCUCUCCAGAAGAAAGUAGAGAGUAUUUUACCCCUAUUCCUAGAUUUAAUGCUAUGAAGGGAUUUGACUAUUUAGAUGUUAAUCGUUCAUUUACUUCUAUGUACGGUGGAGGAUAUCAUACAGUAAUAAAACGCUUAGAGCAAUCCUCUCUUGGUGUGUAG
Messenger RNA from Trypanosoma theileri, 996 nucleotides. RefSeq lists its product as uncharacterized. Lineage: Eukaryota; Euglenozoa; Kinetoplastea; Trypanosomatida; Trypanosomatidae. The transcript has a single exon. The record is from RefSeq and is a predicted model, not a curated record. Bases 1 to 996 code for a protein of 331 amino acids.